UCUCACACCCGUCCCACACCGCUGCCAUGUCCGCCGCAGAUCCCUCCACAUCCGACGCCCCCAAGCAGCCCAUCCCGCCCAAGCAGGUCCUCUACUGCCACAUCUGCACCUUCCCGCCCGAGUAUUGCGAAUUCGGAUCGAGCAUCACAAGAUGCAAAGAGUGGCUACAGUCGACCCAUCCGGAGCUCUACGACAAGUAUUGGUCCGAAGAGGCCUUGCAAGCCAAGCUAGGCACUCUCUCGCUCGAAGCCCAGACCAAACUCGAGAAGGAGGCCGCAAAGAAGGAAGCCAAGGCGGAAGCCAAGGCUGACGCCGCACUGAAGAAGAAGAUGGCGAGCCAGGUGACUAUAAAGCGGAUUCAACGAAACAAGAACAAAUACGUGACAACCAUCCACGGCCUGGAAGCUUUCGAGAUCGACCUCAAGAAGGCCGCCAAACUCUUCGCCCAAAAGUUCGCGACCGGCGCCUCCGUCUCGAAGAACCCGCAGGGGCUGGACGAGAUCGUCGUCCAGGGCGACGUCUCCGACGACAUCCAAGAUCUCCUCGUCAGCCCCAAGGGCAAGGACCUUCCCAUCCUAAAGGGCGUCCCCGACGCCAACAUCGAGCUCGUCGAGGAAAAGAAGAAGAAGGGCGGAGACUGAGCGCCAUCGAAGCUUUCCCGCCGAACGCGUGUCAUCAUCUGUACUACUAGCUAAGACAAAUCGCUACUUUUGAACGUCGAUUCCUCGCCCGCCCGUACCGCUGUGACUCAGCGAGAGGCAGCCCGUUGAGUCGCUUCGCGGGAAGGGUGAGUCCGAGUGGUAUGCACCGUCUCGUCAAACGUCACUCUGCUCCCCAUCGCGUCUCGCCACGUUUCACUUUGCUCGCCUAGGUAGCCUUCGCGUCCGUUCGUGACUUCCUGGUGCGGCUCCGCAGGCAGCCGCGGUAUUUCGAAGGAGCCGCCGUCAUCGGAUACUCUGAGGGGCUCAGCCCCUACUAGUCUGGAUAGAAGAUCCUGUAGCAUCGCUGGUUUUGCGUGAGGUUCGCGGUCAUCUCUCUGCAGAAGAACCUCUUCCGAGAGCGGAUGGUCCACAGAUGCUCGCAAAUUGUCGUGAGAGAUAUCCGGCGACGGUUCGAGAUGUACCCCGGAGUCUUCGACCGUCAUUGACGGCGCCUCAUAGCCGUUGCACUGCUGUCCAUUUGAACGAGGCAUUUCCGUGAUGGGCGCGGCCUGGGGUAUGACAGGUUCCGGGAAUUCCAUGUAGCUGGGGUACUCUCCCGGCCAUCGGGGACCGACGACGCUGCGGGGGUGAUACGCCGGGGGUGCCAAACCGACGUCCCCGCCUCCGAUGCCGAACUGCAUCCCCGCGUGAACGAGAUGAGGAAUUGAAGCGAAGCGCGAAGGUAAUGGACGAGGCCCUCUGAAACCGACGACGGGUCGUUGACGAGGGGGCGGGACAGGCAGCGGAGGAAGCAUCCUGAACCCGCCAACGAAAGCAUGAGACCGCGAUUCUACGAUCGGGGUCGCUGGUUCGAUAUCUUCGGCGGACGAAUAGCUGAUCGGGGUAUUGGGCCGUGAACGCUUUGAGAGCGGUAUGUAGUCGAAGAAGGAAUACAGCGCCUCCAUGUCUCGUAUGGCCCACCGCUCGUCGAACGUGCAGUACAAGUGCCGGAAGUGAUCCAGCAUGUCUUUAUCGCCGAAUCCGAGCUCUUGUGCGGUCAAGAUCUGGUGUACGAGCGCUCGAGGAGCCAGUUCGCGGUGAUGACCGGCAAAUCGGAUGAGCUUGAUCCACGGCACGCUGAGACGGUGAGCACCGAUGUCGGGAUCGCUAUCCCGCAAUCGGACCUCCUCCGAUAUCGCGUGCGUCACCAUUGCCAGAAAGGAGGUCGUGGCAGACUGGAUCCGAGACGUGCUGCCUGACGUGUUGUGUGCCCGCAAGUUGGUGACGACCGCUAUCACUGCCCAAAACACGUCUCGGGCUCGCUGGGAAGUCCCCAGCGUUUCCGUUUCGCCGAAUGGCGAGCUCGCCCGCAGGCAUUCCACGAAUUCUGUCGGGGUACAAUCGUUCCAGUCCGCUUCGUCUAUGCUGAGCAGAAGGGAGAUGAUCACCGCAGUUCCGUCCAUUGAGUCGGGCCAGCGGAGUCGAGAA
Messenger RNA from Punctularia strigosozonata HHB-11173 SS5, 2129 nucleotides. RefSeq names its product density-regulated protein DRP1. Gene Ontology annotation, biological process: formation of translation preinitiation complex; translation reinitiation. The transcript is spliced from 6 exons. Lineage: Eukaryota; Fungi; Basidiomycota; Agaricomycetes; Corticiales; Punctulariaceae. The coding region runs from base 27 to 641 and encodes 204 amino acids. Gene Ontology annotation, molecular function: translation initiation factor activity; mRNA binding. The record is from RefSeq and is a predicted model, not a curated record.